AUGGACGACAUAUCCUGCGUGAGUGACGAUGCCAAGCGCCUCCAGAGUACCACAAUCAAUGGUGAAGUUGUGACCUUCAACUACCGGACGAAAAAGUGGAAGGGCGAGCAGUUCGGCUUGCUUAUCUUCGACAAGCUGGAUAACACCUUCCCAGUGACCCCAGCUACGGGAUUGCGCCUGUGCAUGGUGCUGCAAACCGGCGGCUCCUGCAGUACGCCCGCGGGAAUGUGCCAGGGCGGCGCCAGCAGCGGCAGCUGCGUCUACUUGCUGUCUGAUGCUGUCUACUCUUGCUGUGCAGGCACCAUCGGAUGCCAUUCUGGAAGAGAUAACAAACGGUCGUCGGGCUAUUACUAG
This is a messenger RNA of Volvox carteri f. nagariensis, 354 nucleotides long. RefSeq lists its product as uncharacterized. Lineage: Eukaryota; Viridiplantae; Chlorophyta; Chlorophyceae; Chlamydomonadales; Volvocaceae. The transcript has 3 exons. The record is from RefSeq and is a predicted model, not a curated record. Bases 1 to 354 code for a protein of 117 amino acids.